Molecule: messenger RNA, 4365 nt
Organism: Pangasianodon hypophthalmus (striped catfish)
Lineage: Eukaryota; Metazoa; Chordata; Actinopteri; Siluriformes; Pangasiidae
Gene: tnfb
Product: tumor necrosis factor b (TNF superfamily, member 2)
Exons: 4
Coding region: 2214-2957 (247 amino acids)
Biological process (GO): immune response
Cellular component (GO): membrane
Molecular function (GO): tumor necrosis factor receptor binding
Source: RefSeq, a predicted model, not a curated record
GCAGUGAUCACCAACCCUGUUCCCAGCAAAUUUCUCAAAGAAUUUAUUUCCUGCACAAAUCCAGCUAGUCAAGUAGAUGGAUUAUCUGUUGGUUUCAGGUGGAAAAAGGGUGUGAACUGGAGCUGUAAAUAGGUUGGUGAUCACUGCUUUUUGAAGUACACUCAAUAUUCAUUUAAAACUCAAACAUUACUCAAAAUAUCAAACAUAUAUCGUUUUCAUCAUUGCACAGUUUGUUUAGGAUUCAUGGUAUAGUUCUAAUAAACACCUGAAGACAUUCUUCAGUAUACAGUAUUGCUAUUUUUAACCUCCUGAGCCAGCCGUAACUUGCAAGUAUAGCUGUGACGUCAGUUAACUGUGAAUGAAUGCAUUUUAUUGUCAGAUAAAAAAAAAAGAAUUACACAACAUUAAUAAGCAAGAAAUCCUGUUUCUUGUCCUGAAGGAAACACUAUAUUUAAAGACUCAUGUCUUUUGCAAGGUAACCAUUUUAAUAUAUCAUAUAAUUUGAUUACACUAAUGGUGAGAGCACGUGUAUAAUAACAAUAGAUAGAUAAGAUUAGAGUACAUUGUUAGAUAAGAUAGAAUAGAUAAAAGUGUACAUUGUUUUAGUCCCUGAGUAUUUCUCACAGAGCCUAUGUAGUUUGCUUAGACAAAAGGUCCUCUUGUCUAUAUAGUAACAUUGCGUUGUUCUGACGCUGGCAUAGCGUCAGAAGAUUUUGUUUCAGCAGCUUGAAUUCUACUAAUUAGUGGAAAAAUGAGACAUGAAUGUACAGGCUUUACAAGCUUCGGUGAUUCCAGGUUUUUAGACAUGGAGUAGCAAAGGAGGGGGGGCAAGAGCACUCUAAAGAACAGCACAACCUAUGUAGAGGACAAAACUGCACUUGCCGAAUGAUGCAAAAUUAAUGGACACAUAAUGACUACUGUAGUGGUGUCAUAGUUGCUCCAAAUACUCAAGGACCUUGGCUAAAAUACCUUCAGGUGUUACAAAUAGAGCUAGAUAUGAUUCAUUAUGUCUGCAUGAAUUGCACAGUAAUCUCAUAGUGUGAUUUGGAGUCCGAUUUGGGUUGAUGAUUACAGUGGCAAAGUUUAUUUCAAGGAUGCCAGCUGCUACCCAUGUGGCCAUGCCCCUGAUAACAGAUAAUGUGUCUUUUGACCUAAUUAGAAGACUAGUUUUUCUCACAAUUUGGUCAUUGGCAAUUCCUCCUCACUAGCUAGUUCCCCCAUCACACAACAUCUGAGAGCCAUUACUGACACUCUCAAAAUGAUUGUGAUCGAAUGUGAUCUAAAGCGUGAUAUCGCUAUGAAUUCUGCAUUACCAUUAACCCCACCAUGGCAGGCACAUGACUAUGAACACUUAAAUUAAGGUUUAAUCUUUUAAUCCAGUUAUUUCCGGUUUAAACUUUUAAUCUUUUUUAGGGUUAAUCUUCAAGUUUAAUCCACUAAACCAGUGAUGAGUUUAAUUACUUUUGUGAAUGGUGAUCUAUGUAUUGCUAAACAUAAACCUAUAAAAGUUGUCAGUUUUAAAGUAAUUCUUUUGUUAAUCAUUAUAAAGGAUUUCAAAUCCUUGUAAUGUACUCAGAUUACACUUUAUAACUUGUUACGUAUUUAAUUGAAGGCUCAAUGACUUAAUAGCCUUAGUAGUAAACACCUUUCUACUAUGAGGCCAUAGGUUACCUUUUUUGUUUACACUGUCAGUUGAAGAAUGUUUGUGGAAAUUCCAAAUAUGUAAUGCUUGAUACACUCUAUACAUUUCGUGACACAUAUAAAAGUUGUCCUAAAAGUAAUGAAGGUAUCUGGAACUUGACUUCUUUCUUACUUUAAUGGUUGCAUAUAUGUUUGAAUAAUUACGCUCACGAAACCUGUUUGCUUGUAGGCAAAUAUCAGUGACUCUCGCUGUCUCAUUCAGUGUGUGAGUGUGUGUGUGUGUGAGUGUGUGAGAGUGUGUGUGUGUGUGGGCGGGGUGGAGGUUGUGAGAGUGUCGGUGUGCCUGCGAGCAAAAUUGUUCUUUCCCUUUUCAGACCAACUUCUGCUCCCCUGACAUCACUGGACUUUCCCCUUCUUUCUCAUAUAUAUAUUAGUGAAUUCUACUCCAUGAAGACACUCUGUACACCACAUUACCCUUCAGAUAUAACUCCGAACAGGUCUGGGAUCCAUCUAAAGUCUGGUGUCGUUAUAAUAAAUUACACUGAAGGUGAUACUAAGAGACCAAGUACAGGAUGGAGAACUACAAGGGGACAGCAGCCGACAUAGAAGCCGCUAUUGGAGAUGUUUACCAACCUACUGUGGAAGCCGUGAAGCCAUCCAGAUCUUGGAUGUGGACGAUAGUUGGUGCUGUGGUCUUCCUUUCCCUCUGUGCUGUAGCAUCUCUCUGUUUUGCAUGGCAUUUCACGAAUAAGAAUCAAGGCGAGCUUUUCCUGAAGCAGCAAAGCAACACAAGCACAGGUUCAUCAAGCCAGCAGAAAAUACUAACACAGAUCGCCAAGAGUACAAAGGCAGCCAUUCACCUCCAUGUUUCAAAUCAGCCCCACAAGAAAAGGUCUCCAGUCUGGGUGAGUGGAGUGGACCAGUCCUUCACUAAAGGAGGCCUCAAGCUGGAGGACAACAACAUCGUCAUUCCCCACGAUGGCCUGUACUUUGUCUACAGCCAGGCAUCAUUCCACAUCAUCUGCAAGUCAAGUGAGGAAGAUAAUGACAGUAGCAACAUGCAUCUGAGCUACAGAAUUCUCUGGUCAUCUCUCACAGCACCAUCCAAAAAUAAACGGUAUCUGCUCCAUGGAGUCAAAUCCGUGUGCCAAACCAAAACAGAGGAACAGAUGAAUGGACAGCCUGUCUAUGAUUCCAUCUAUCUUGGCGCCAUCUUUCAGCUUUAUAAGGGGGACAAACUGUCAACGGAGGCCAACCAUCUUGUUGGCAUCGAUGUACACAGUGCCAAGACCUUUUUUGGGGUGUUUGAGCUGUGAGAACUUCGAAGCUGCUUGCUGACCAAUGUGAAGACAAAUUGUUUUAUGUUAAAACACCAAUGUUGUAUUUCUCAGGGUGAUUUGUGAAAAUUAAUCACAUGAGGAAUGUGAAAUUAUUAACUUUUGUAAACGUAAUAGUUUCGAAUGUGAUACAGUGUAUCAAAGUGUUGCAAAGUUCUCCAUUGUACUUGCUGUAUUAUGGUGUAAUACCUAGUGUGUGAGAAGGCUACUGAACUGAGAAACAGGAGAGCACUACUCCUCUGUACUCUUCCUAGACCAGCAUGUUAAGCUUGUAGAAUAAUACUGAAAAACUGUAGCUCACUACAGAAACUGCUCAUGUACAAACUGAAUGUUGUAAUGAAUGCACUUUUUUUUUUGGUUUAGUGUUUUAACUGAUUCAAAAUAAGUAUUUCGUAUUUAUUAAUGAGACAUAUUAUGUAUUUAUUCAUUCACACUUGCCUAUUUAUUAUUGUUGUUAUAAUGGAUGUGAAUAAAAUUCUUAAAAUCAAUGCUGUACACUUAUGUGCUCUUUUUAAGGAAUACUGCAGCAUUUUUAAAGCCUAAUCUCUAUACACCACAUCUGUAGUAUAUGUCUGAUUACAACAGACAAGAAUGUCCUGCAUCGAGGAAUGAAUGGAAAAACUGUCUACUCCAAACUAACUUAUAAUGGAAGUCUAAGUGCAAGUGUUGGGGCAGUCAAUAAACAUUUAUAACGCUUUCAUGAACCUUUCAGAGGUAUUUGUAAGUCAAGCUCUAAAUCUGUAUAAAACAUCCCUUCAGAGAUGGAGGUACUUUCAGAGGGAACGAUUUGUGCUUAUACCAUACUUGUAUAGUCCACAUAGCUCUUAUUAAACAUGGAAGUACCUUUGUUUCAGCCUGAUGGCUUGUGGAGACCUCAAAAUCUUAGGGGAAAUAAGUAUGUUUUAUUGUGUUGCUCCAGUUGAAAAGUUGGGUUAAACUACAAAAGAACAGCUUUGGCAAGACUUGAUGCAGGCCAAUAACUGCCCUUAACUAUCGAGGAAACAGAGUUUCUGUUAUUUUCUCACUACAGCAAGUUCUUGUUUGUGGUAAUCACACAUAUACUACAGAGGUAACACCUUACAUAUUGGUGAACACAAACAGGGUGUGAAUUCAGUGUUUGUUCUGGUGUUUGUUCAGUAAAGCCCAAAUUAGACACUUUUAAACAUGUUAUUCACUAUAAAUUAGACUUUAUUUAUAAAUACAUGUAUUGGUUAAUAAUUGGUGACCUGUUGUGUGAAAACGACCAAUAAAUACAUUAUUGGUUGCAAUAAUGUGCAAUAAAUUCUUUGUUAAAACCAUGUUAUUUAAAUUAUUGAGCAUUAUUAAUCACCGAUUUUGGGCUUUAUUGAACAAAGACCUUAACUAACGCCUAAUAUGUGUUCCUUAA